Nematostella vectensis (starlet sea anemone) is the source of this 1885-nucleotide messenger RNA. RefSeq names its product beta-1,3-N-acetylglucosaminyltransferase manic fringe. Bases 558 to 1814 code for a protein of 418 amino acids. The record is from RefSeq and is a predicted model, not a curated record. Gene Ontology annotation, molecular function: O-fucosylpeptide 3-beta-N-acetylglucosaminyltransferase activity. Gene Ontology annotation, biological process: regulation of Notch signaling pathway. Gene Ontology annotation, cellular component: membrane. NCBI's taxonomy places the organism in Eukaryota, Metazoa, Cnidaria, Anthozoa, Actiniaria, Edwardsiidae. The transcript is spliced from 11 exons.
GGUCAUUGCGGGAUUGUAUACACCACCAGCCAAACAAAGGCCACGGGACAGAUGAGUACGUUUCCGCACAAUCCUAAUAUCGCAUCUAUCUACAGCGAUAAACGGAUAUCAUACACUUUAAAUAGACAUCUGCGUGAUUCCUUCUAAAAGGAUACUUAAAUGAUGACGAUGCAUCAAUUUUUCGUCGUUUCUAGGUGAGCGUUGUGCAGAACACUAGAAUUCGGAAAAUGGCGGGUUCUGAAUUAAUUGUCCUCAAAGUUACUGCGUAACUAACUACAUACCAAGUGCUAAGUUCUCCAUGAAAGACCUAUAUCAGUAAUGAUCUGCUUUAGAAGAUAAAUGUAUCGGUAGAAAGAGCUGGAUUUAUAUUGCGAGCUUACAAAGUCUACUACGUAAGAUUUGAAAAAGAUGUAAGAAGUCUUCGGAAGUCUUAGAUCGGAAGUCAGAAAGUCAUACUAAACGAGUUUAUUGCGAUGGUUUAUCACCAAUCUACGCUGUUAAUUAAGAUUUUAAUUAGUAUACACUUCUAGAAGACGAAGGAACGCAUCUACUGCACGAUGUUUUUCCCUCGAAGAAAGCUGCGGAUUUUCUUGACAUGGAUUUUACUGGCCGCUUUAUUACAAAUUCUGAUUUAUGCAGUGUUGUUCGUAGAUGUUUCUAACGUUCCACGAACAAUUUCGAGAUCAAAGAAUCGGCAUUUAGUACAAGCAAGUCAGCUCCAAAGACCUGAAAGACCUGGAAUAACUUUACAACUGAAGGAUAUUGGUAGUUUGGGAAUGGACUUGGAUCGAGCUCAAGCUAUUCCAGACAGUAGAACUUUGAAUUUUGCAAAGGACUCAUUGAAUGCGAUGUCAACUUCGGCGCCAGAAUUAAAAAAAACUGCCCAAGUUUUAAUGACAGAAGAAAUUUAUGAUCUUCUGACAACGGCAAUCAAGAAAACAGGGCCAAUGUCCACUUUAGCAGAACCAGAUUUAAAAAAUGUUUUGACUUUGGAAGAUGGACGUCCCACCGGGCCGUCCGAUGUAUUUUUAGCGAUAAAGACAACUAGAAAUUAUCACCAGAGUAGAAUGCAAGUUCUGAUGAAAACAUGGAUUUCCUUGGCCAAGGAGCAAGUGUAUGUUUUCUCAGAUGGAGAUGACCCAGACCUGAACAAAUUAUUGGGUGGCCAUCUGGUUAACACCAAGUGUGAAUCCUCACAUCAUAGAGCUGCACUGUGCUGUAAGAUGCAGGCUGAACUCAACUACUUUUGGGAAAAGUCAAAUGAGAGGUGGUUCUGUCAUUUCGACGAUGAUAAUUAUGUCAACUUUCCAGCCCUAAUCAAACUUCUUCGGGAGCAUAACCACACAUAUCCCCACUACAUUGGCAAGCCUAGUAUUAAUCACAAAAUGCAGGGAUAUGAUCGUGAAAAAAAUUACAAGAUGGUAAGCUUCUGGUUUGCCACAGGGGGAGCAGGUUUAUGUCUGAGUAGAGUUCUCGUGGCUAGAAUGGCUGAGUAUUUUAGAAAUCAUGCAUUUGUGCAGACUUGUGACCGUAUUGGCUUACCAGAUGAUUGUGUCCUCGGAUACAUAGCUGAGUAUGCUCUUGGUGUGAAAUUGAAAAAAAGUAAUCUUUUCCACUCUCAUCUUGAGGGAUUGAGGUUCAUACGACAAGAAGAGCUAAGGGAUCAGGUGACAUUUAGUCACGGAUAUAUGGGCAGUUUCUACAACCGUCUUAAAAUUUCCGGACCAUUCAGUGAAGCAAUUGACCCAAGCAGGUUCAUGUCGGUGCAUUGUUUGUUGUACCCUGGAACAAUUUGGUGCCCCCCGCAUAUAUGAACAUAUUUCAUAACAUUUCACUGCAGUAUAAUAUGAAAAUUUUUUAUAUUUGAAUAAAAUGUUUUUAUAAA